Molecule: messenger RNA, 2673 nt
Organism: Lolium perenne
Lineage: Eukaryota; Viridiplantae; Streptophyta; Magnoliopsida; Poales; Poaceae
Product: putative B3 domain-containing protein Os08g0325100
Molecular function (GO): DNA binding
Source: RefSeq, a predicted model, not a curated record
GUCCACGAGCGCUCUCGGAUCCAUGGCAAAAAUGGUGCAGCCUGCAAAUUGCACUGCAGGCUACCUAUUUACGCCGAUGGAAAAUCACGGUAAAUAGGGUGUGGCGCUGGGUUCAGGCAAGCGACCGGUGGUUCGACGGAUGGACGGCAGGCUCGAGAGCCGAUGAACUUUUUACAACGCCAUGCCAUCCUGUCGACUGUGGUAGUUAGCUGGCCCAUCCCGUAUUCACGCCGAGAUUUCUUCUCUUCGCCCGGCCCUCUCAACGGUCAGAGGCAGGAGGGAGACGUUUCUUUCUCCCCUUCCUUUCACCGUUAGAGCAUCCCCUUUUUCAGUUCAUCUCCACCCUUUGUGAAAGAAUGCGCGGCACCCACGAUUCUGUUUCAGAUUGAUCUCGGCUCAAAGUAUCUGUGUGUUUCAGCCAAGAUCUGAGCUAGCCCAAGAGAAAAGAUGGGCAUCGGCUGCGAAAGAUGCGAACGGAGGGAUGAACUCGACUACUGCAAUCUGGAUGACCGGGAUAAAUAUUUCUUGAUGUUCAUGGUGGAUGGCUACCGUCGUGAGAUGAUCAUCCCACAUGAUUUUCUGAGACGAUUCAGGGGUGUGAUCCCAAAAGAGAUCAAGCUAGAAACACGAAAUGGUCAUAGUUACACUGUCCAAGUUGCCAAGUAUCCAGAUAAGCUAGUCCUUGGAGAAGGAUGGGGGGCAUUUGUCGAAACCUACCAUCUACAGAUUGAAGACUCUGUGGUACUUAGAUACAAUGGAAACUCUCAGUUUAAUGUCAUAGUUUUUGAUCGACUUGGCCACGAGAAAGCAUCGUCGGUUGUUGCAGAUAAUGCUGCUGUGUCUACUUAUGUGCAUGAAAGGCACAUAGGCAAUCCUGAAACAUUGGGCUGUUCUGAUGGUCAUCCCCAGCCCCCUGAAAUGCAAUCUCCUGCUGAAAAUGUGAACCGUUAUCAAGGGCACGCUCAGCCUGUGCGCAUGCAGCUAUCUACCGAAAAUAUGAGAUGUUCUGAACCUCAGCCCAUGCAAAUGCUAUCUCCUACUCCAAGUCUGGACCAUUUUGUUGGCCAUACUCAGCCCAUGGAAAUGCAACCACCUACUGGGAUUCAGAACCAUUCUAAUUGUAAUCCUCAGUCUGUGCAAAUGCAGUUCGCAUGUGAACGCACCGAGAGACAUUCAAAUCUUCAAAGGGAUAAAUCAAGUCAGGGCCGCAAGACCGUGGCGAGUUCUUCAGGAGAUUCUUUGUCCUUAGCAGAUGAUAUUGAAGUAUGUGAUACACCUACAUACAUGCUCGGGUGGAACACUCAUCUAAGUGAAACGCAGAAGAAGGAAGUUGACCAGAAGGUCCAAUCUAUGCAUUCUGACAACCCAAUCUUUGUGUCCAUGAUGAGCAAGUGCAAUGUUACGGGAACGUUCACUCUAAGUAUCUCCAAAGAAUAUGUCGAGAGAUACGUGGGAGAUAAGGAGCGUAGCAUAUGUCUUCAGCGACUUGGCAAGAGGUGGGAAGUGUAUUUUGGUGGUCGGCCUUCAGAGAAAAGGAUUGUAUCUGGAUGGCGGAAGUUUGUAAAAGACAAUGGUAUUGAGAUGGGUGAUAUCUGUAUCUUUGAAUUGUUGAAGAAAUGUAAGACAUGCACAAUGGAAGUCCAAAUCAUCUGUGCGAAGGAUAUUAAUACACCCUCCAAAAUUGGUUGCGACGGACUCCAAGAAAGGCAUAAAGAUGCUACUAAAACAGUGGAUCAUUCUCAUUCUCGUCCUCAGCUUAAGAAGAUGCAAUUGCGUAAUGAAACCGUGCAAGAUUCUCUUGUUCAUCCUCAGCCCAUGCAAAGACAGCCACCUUCAAAAGAAAAACAGUUACGACUUCAAAGGGGUAACUCUAGUCAGGGCAACAAGAGAGAUUCUUUGUCCUCGGAAGAUAUUGGUCAUGAAAUAGACCCUUUGCCUCAGUACAUCACGGCACGUUUUACGCGCCUAACUCAAGUUCAAGAGAAGGCAGUGAAGCAGAAGGUCCAAUAUAUCGAUUCUGAAUUUCCAAUAUUUGUGGUCGUGAUGCAAAAGACCAAUGUUACUGGAAGAUUCACUCUAAGCAUCUCCAAUAAAUAUGUUGAGAAAUAUUUGGGAGGUGAUGUGCGGAGCAUCUGGCUUGUGCGACAAGGUCAGAGGUGUCAUGUGAGGUUUGGACGUAGGCCUCACGAUAAUAGUAGGAUUGCAAGUGGCUGGGCAAAGUUUGUGAAAGACAAUGAGGUGGAGAUUGGCGACAUAUGCCUGUUCGUGCCGCUGGCGCGCCGGAAGUUGUGCGCCAUGAAAGUUCAUAUCAUCCCCGCAAAGGAUGUCAGUUGAUCAGAAUGCCAUUUCUGCUUAUUGUUCUGAGGUGGUGUUAAUGCCGUUUGAGUCUAGAGGAUGAAGGCUACUCAGGUUAUGCCUACCUAGUCCUUUAUGUUGCUACUACCAUGUUCCUGGUUAGUUAGGGGUUGCAUAAUGAUGCAGGUGACUAGUGGAACGUACCUUGUGUGUAAUGCCAGCGUGUUGUGGCAAUUCAGUUGAGUUGCCUAGUAUAUCGAUGACUCCUCUGAUCCAUAGUAGCAGAUGUAGUAUGCCUAGGGCCCAGACAACGAACUUGUUCUCGACUUGUGUUUUGAGUUUUCGAUGCUUGCCCCAACUGUUUGUUAUUUUCUUUUA